This is a messenger RNA of Pocillopora damicornis (cauliflower coral), 2626 nucleotides long. RefSeq lists its product as uncharacterized. NCBI's taxonomy places the organism in Eukaryota, Metazoa, Cnidaria, Anthozoa, Scleractinia, Pocilloporidae. Gene Ontology annotation, molecular function: DNA-binding transcription factor activity, RNA polymerase II-specific; RNA polymerase II cis-regulatory region sequence-specific DNA binding; protein dimerization activity. Gene Ontology annotation, biological process: regulation of transcription by RNA polymerase II. The record is from RefSeq and is a predicted model, not a curated record.
UUCCGUCAGUGUUGUUAUUAGUGAAGAGUGCACAUGGAUUGAGCGACGGCGAGUGGGAAGGGAUACGCAUUGCGCUGCUACAGAUCCUUGCAAGGAAUUUUCUAGUUUCUUUUAUUCGCGUUAUGAGUUUGGACACGUUACUAGAAGCCGCCAAGUUCGUAGAAUCUUCUUCUCGAGGAUCAUCUAAGGACGAUUCGGCAAUCGCACGUGUUCACUCUCCCUCUGUUCACACCGAAAGGAGAAGAGCUAUUUCGGAAUGCGAGCCCCUUGAAAGACGACGAAGACCUGGAGGGGCCGGGACUAGAGAAACGCACAACAAACUAGAGAAAAACAGACGUGCGCACUUGAAAGAAUGCUUCGAUAUCUUGAAAAAAGAAGUCCCUUCACUGGAAGAUAAGAAAACAUCAAACCUAAACAUCUUGCGAAGUGCGCUCAAGCACAUACAGACCUUGAAGAAGCGCGAACGUGAUUUUGAAGCAGAGAGAGACCUCCUUAAAGUCAGCAACAGCACCAGCAAGCAGCGAUUGUUGGCACUGAAGAACGAGUUGAUCCUUCAACAGGAACUUUUUAAGGCUUCCUCGCAAGGAGGCAAUAAUUCCAAGGCUUGUCAGCCUCUCAAUGAGACAACGUCUGUCCAGACCGAGGUAAAAGUGAAAAGCGAAGAAAAGCUGGCUUCGCCAGUUUCCGUUGCAACUCAGACCUCGUUCACUUCUGGUGAAGAAUCUGAUGUAGAUGGCACCAAAGUGAAUAUGGAAGGUGUCACCAACGGGAAGUUGGAACACUCCAACGUAGAGAAGCACGAGAAGGAAGCCUCUGAGGACGACGAGGAUGAAGACGUAGACGUGGAAGGAGAAAUCACAGACGACAACAUUGAGGAUGUGGAUGCCUCGGCGGCGGUGAAGGCGGAGGUCGUGAAGUUACCAGAGCCUGUGGGUCCUUGUGGAAAAGUCUCUUCAUCCAAAAGGAAAGCAGCAGCUGGAGAUGAUGGAAAUAAAUUGGAGGCCAAAAAGACCAACAUCAAAUGCUGCGCACGUGUCAGCUGUUAAGCACGACACGUGACAAUUAUUUGAUAAGGUCAUGGCCAAUCUCACUGUUGUGUCGUUCAGUGACCAGAUCUUUCAUACCAUGUAUGGCUUCUAGGGGGGAGUGUGGUUAGUGAACAGAUCUGCAAUGCAGAUCGAGAGGUUGUAAUUUAAAUAUUUCCUUAGCUAGGUAUUAGGGUUUUCUGUUUUGUACGUGAAGUUUUAUUUUAGGUUCCCUCUUAGCCCGCUUAGCCUGAGCUUUGAUAGCCAAGCGUGAGAAGUCGGUGGCGGGUUGAAACACAAACACGCGCGUUGUUUCAAAUCAUUGGCAUCCGCCAACUUCAUGCAUUUUAGUGCUUGCUCAUUUGUAGCCGUCUGGCAGGUUCCUUAAAUGUCACCUGCGAGGGAGGGGAACAGCUACAAAUGGCAGAGGGGUGUUGUUAUCUUUUCGAAAAUAGGGUAUUACAUUGGCUCCAAGCUACUUGGACCGAAAAAAAAAAUGAAUGUUUGGUUUUAGUCUAGUUAAUCAAAGUAACGGCUCUUUAGCAUGGCUGAAAGACAGUGUUACAAUUUGAUUAAAUGUUGUCUUAGAGGCGUUGCAAAGCAACGCGUUGUAACUUUUAUAACUUCAUACAGCUGUAAUGCGGGUAAAAAAAAAACUCUCAGUUUCUCGACUGCUCGCACUUGAGUUUGACUAAAUGGCCCUCAUCUUUCCCCUUCGAUUUGGUCAUUUUCAAGAUAUGUUUACGCCUCGUGUGUCAGUGUUAAGUGUAUUUAAGGUGCUUUAAAGGGAAAAGAAAAGAACUUCCCCUAAACGAUUGUUCAAACGACUGAAAAAUUUCAUUCAAAAUCAUAAUUAUUAUAAUGAUCUUUGUGCAAGGUGCGUUCGUCACGGACGACCCUUGGCGUGGUGUUAUUUUCUCUAACGUACUUGGCAGUGCUCAGUGUAUAUCUUUUUCUGAUCACAUUGGGUCGUUUAGAAAUGUCGUUCAUUCUCGUCGCAAUAUUACUAUGACAAUGGUUUGGAACAAAUCCAAACCAAAAAACGAAGUAUUCGGUACAAACCCAGAAGUGAGAAACAGUUGCUGGGAUUUACAUGUAACACGAAUGACGUCGACCUUUACACCCCUCUUAUUUUAGGACGAAAGAUACUGAGUUUUACUUCAAAAGUGUUGUUUAGUAAGAUCAUGCAAAUUUAGGCUACGCCAAGAACUCUCUUGUACGGUAGACAGCACAACUGUGUUUUCUGUUUUAAACUUUUGUGGGAAAGCUAUAUAUGAAAACAUGGCUUAAAAUUCACAAAGUACAAGUUUAAUCUGUGAUGUCUGAUCAUAAUUCCGCCGGAAUUUGAUAUAAAAGGAAAACUCCCAAACACUGCUUCAUAAUGUGAUGGAGUAUCGUUCUGUGCAUGACAAUUUCAACGUUCUUGAGCAGUGCCUUAAUUAAGUACCGUUUAUCAUAGAGGACAGAGUAAUUGAAAUGGUUCGUUCCUUAUAUGUGCUCUGUGUGACUAAGUUCAAAACUUAGAAACUCCAGAAAACCUUUUGGAGCAACUAAAGUAGAUGUUUGUGUGGUGCUGUUUGUUUUAGUCUGUCGAUGUUUUU